CGUUCUUCAUAAGACUUCCUUUACGUUCCGGGUUUGUGCCUGCCUAGUGUUCGCUGCUAGGCCUCAAAGGCGACCUGCGCCUUCUCUGCAAGAGCACCCAAAUCCUACCGAUGGUCCAGGUAUAAGACGUUGCAUGAUGCAGCUUUGUCCGUAUCAUGCGACGGUCUCAUUGCAUCUCCUCACAACAUUCUGUUCAGUGUGAGGAACAGUUACAGGCGUAUUUAUUGCCUGGGCAUUUUUUUGGUGUUCGCUCAGCCUGAUUCUCGAACUUGAGCGCUGACAUGAUCUUACUAGGCAACGAUGACUUGUCCUUGCCCAAGGCCACCGUCCAAAAAAUCGUCACCGAGAUUCUGCCGCCCUCAGCCGGCGUUGCCUUUGCCAAGGAGGCUCGUGACCUGCUUAUUGAGUGCUGCGUCGAGUUCAUCACCCUCAUCUCCUCGGAAGCCAACGAGAUCUCAGAGAAGGAGGCAAAGAAGACCAUCGCGUGCGACCACAUCACCAAGGCCCUCGAGCAACUGGGUUUUGCGGACUACGUCCCGGCUGUACUAGAGGCUGCCGCAGAGCAUAAAGAAGUGCAAAAGGGCCGUGAAAAGAAGGCAAACAAGUUCCAAAACAGCCAGAUCCCCCUUGAGGAGCUGGAGAGAAUGCAGAGAGAGGCGUUUGAGGAUGCCGCCAACCGCCACGCUUAGGCAAUAUCGGAAUGACGAAAAGAAUAGGAGUUGGCUGCGUUUGAUUCCGCAUUGUUUUGGAGUUUGGCGUUUAGGAUACACUGGGAGAGACAUGAUGAUUCAACAACGCU
Colletotrichum acutatum is the source of this 799-nucleotide messenger RNA. Its product is annotated as TATA-binding protein-associated phosphoprotein. Gene Ontology annotation, cellular component: negative cofactor 2 complex. Gene Ontology annotation, molecular function: RNA polymerase II general transcription initiation factor activity; protein heterodimerization activity; TBP-class protein binding. The record is from RefSeq and is a predicted model, not a curated record. NCBI's taxonomy places the organism in Eukaryota, Fungi, Ascomycota, Sordariomycetes, Glomerellales, Glomerellaceae. Gene Ontology annotation, biological process: negative regulation of transcription by RNA polymerase II; RNA polymerase II preinitiation complex assembly. The coding region runs from base 282 to 689 and encodes 135 amino acids. The transcript is spliced from 3 exons.